AUGCAAUUAAACGAGAACCCAGAUGAUUCCUCCGUGCAUUCGACGUCAUCAACACAGCCUCCACCAACAGACCACAAGCAUCAACACGUCUCCGAGGGAGUUGGUGAGAACAGACAAAUCACUGCCCCAGCCCUCCAUCAGGCACCUCAGGAUGUGAACUCUGCAGCAUGUGGGCCAAACAUGCUUCCACCUCCGAGCUCCCAAGCCAUCUCUGGACAGACAUCGGGUCAGACGCCUGUACUAAUACACCCAAAAUCCCAACCGCCAAUGCAAAGUUCAAGUAGAACUAACCUUGAUCCUACCGCACAAAGGCAGCGCUGCAGCAAGUUUGGACGUCGCGACUGCGUCAACCUAGUACAGGAACUCGCAGCUGCUACCACUGAUUAG
Messenger RNA from Mesocestoides corti, 387 nucleotides. Lineage: Eukaryota; Metazoa; Platyhelminthes; Cestoda; Cyclophyllidea; Mesocestoididae. The record is from the annotation of a GenBank genome assembly.